Molecule: messenger RNA, 795 nt
Organism: Colletotrichum spaethianum
Lineage: Eukaryota; Fungi; Ascomycota; Sordariomycetes; Glomerellales; Glomerellaceae
Exons: 2
Coding region: 1-795 (264 amino acids)
Source: RefSeq, a predicted model, not a curated record
AUGCAUUUCACCAAGACUAUUCUUCGCGUCUGUGUCGCUUUACAAGUCGUCUUCCAGGGCGCGUCCGGUGCGAUCCUCCGUGGACGGACUAGCGGUGCUGAGUCCGCUCAGCUUUCAGCAAGCGACCUUGAUACGUUGAGCCUAGCUGCCGAGGACCUCGAUAAUCAAGUGGACAGCUUUCUAAGGAACUGGGGCGGUGGCCAUCGCAAACCCGACAUUGUUGAAAUUGCGAACCUCGCGAAGAGGCAAGCCAGCAGCAUCCAGAUCUCCCCAGAGGACCUUCAGAAUCUCCUGAAGCUCAUUCAGUCCAUUGAGCGGCAGCUUGCGGCCAUCAUUGCGUCUGGAGGUAGUUCGGCAAGCGGAACUGCCUUGCCACCUCCGUCCGGCACGGUCAGCAACCCGGAUCCGACCAGUUCGUCGCCGGUGCAGUCAGACGUACAGCCGACCGCCACUGGAAAUGACCCAGCCGGCUCCGGUACGACAGUCACUCAAACCUUCACUGAAUACGUGUAUGAGGACGGUUCAUCGGCGGUGCCCCGAGUCGUUCGGUCUGCAGUCGAGGUCGACGAGGAUGAGACCGAGGACUCGGAUCCCGGUACAUCACAGGAUCUCGAGCAAGACGACGAUUGGGAGCCUUGGGUCGAGUUUGACGGAACGACGGUAGAAGAGGACGGCUCGGAUGUUGGAUUCACUACGCGCAACACCUGGGCUUCCCUGGGGGUGACACGUCGUGAUCCGGGAGGUGUCCCCGCCAAUGCUGAAUCCCUCUUCGUUCGUGACGAAGAAAAUCUAUGA